Messenger RNA from Knipowitschia caucasica, 1332 nucleotides. The record is from the annotation of a GenBank genome assembly. NCBI's taxonomy places the organism in Eukaryota, Metazoa, Chordata, Actinopteri, Gobiiformes, Gobiidae.
AUGGGAAGCUCACAUCUCCUCAACAAAGGCAUGCCUUUAGGUAUAAGGCCACCCAUCAUGAAUGGGCCUAUGCACCCCCGCCCCCUGGUGGCGCUGUUGGAUGGACGUGACUGCACAGUGGAGAUGCCAAUCCUGAAAGAUGUGGCAACUGUGGCUUUCUGUGAUGCCCAGUCCACACAGGAGAUCCACGAGAAGGUUCUGAAUGAAGCAGUCGGGGCUCUUAUGUACCACACCAUAACUCUGAUGCGAGAAGACUUGGAGAAGUUCAAAGCUCUACGCAUUAUUGUUCGUAUUGGCAGUGGCUAUGACAAUAUUGACAUAAAAUCUGCAGGGGAACUGGGCAUUGCUGUGUGCAACAUGCCUGCAGCAUCAGUGGAGGAGACAGCAGACUCCACACUGUGUCACAUCCUCACCUUGUACCGACGCACCACAUGGCUGCACCAGGCUCUUCGAGAAGGUACACGGGCCCAGAGUGUGGAACAAAUACGAGAAGUAGCAUCAGGAGCAGCAAGGAUCAGAGGAGAGUCUCUCGGCCUGAUCGGUCUUGGUCGAGUGGGCCAGGCUGUAGCACUGCGAGCAAAGGCUUUUGGCUUCAAUGUAAUUUUUUAUGACCCUUAUUUAGCUGAUGGAGUGGAGAGAUCAUUGGGACUACAAAGGGUCACCACACUACAGGAUCUGCUCUUCCAUUCAGACUGUGUUUCCCUACACUGCAGCCUUAAUGAGCAUAAUCACCAUUUGAUCAACGACUUCACUAUCAAACAGAUGCGGCAGGGGGCAUUUUUAGUCAACACUGCGAGGGGAGGCCUGGUGGAUGAGAAAGCCCUGGCACAGGCCCUAAAAGAGGGACGAGUACGUGGAGCUGCUCUGGAUGUUCAUGAGUCUGAGCCCUUCAGUUUCAGCCAGGGCCCACUUAAGGAUGCCCCCAACCUCAUAUGCACUCCCCAUGCUGCAUGGUACAGCGAACAGGCAUCACUCGAGAUGAGAGAGGAGGCAGCUAGAGAAAUCCGAAGGGCAAUCACUGGUCGUAUCCCAGACAGUCUAAAAAACUGUGUGAAUAAGGAGUUUCUUUCUCAAAAUAACCACUGGACAGGGGUUGACCCAGCCACUGUCCACCCUGAACUCAAUGGGGCUUAUAGGUACCCCUCUGGAGCAGUGAGCUUACCUGCCGGAGGGCUCCCUCCCCCUGUUGAAGGCAUUGUGCCCAGUACAGUUCCCAUCACGCAUACUCUUCCUCCUGCUGUCGCACACCCUCCACAUGCACCUUCGCCAGGGCAGAACACUGUCAAGCCACCAGAGGGAGACAGAGAGCAGCACCCAAACGACCAACUGUAG